ACUGCCCAAUGUCAGGAGGUCCUGAAUCAGCUGUCAAGCCUCCUAUCUCCGGUUAGAUAAAACUCAAUAGGACCAAAGCGGUUCUUCCCAUGAAGCAAUAAGCCUGUGCUUAAACUUAUCCACGCAGUUUUCAGGUGUCCCUUUGGAAGCAUGAACUCCCUCCCUGGAAAAGCCGCUUUGUCUCUGUGCAGAGGCGCGGCUGCAGGCAGGAUGAGGGUACCGCUCGGCUCUCCGGGUCGGCCUGCGGGGGCGGUGCAGGGAGACAACACCGCUUUCCAGGCUGUGCGGGUCUGUCACUCCGGGACGAACCAGAAGUCCAACGUUUACACCAAAAAGCGCGGCUAUGACAUCACCAGGAACCCCUACCUGAACAAGGGAAUGGCGUUCACCCUGGAGGAGAGGUUACAGCUGGGCAUCCACGGCCUGAUCCCUCCCUGCUUCCUCUCCCAGGAUGUUCAAGUGCUGCGUGUCAUGAAGAGCUACGAAACCCGCACUAACCCCCUGGACAAGUGAGUGUCAGAUGUUCAUAGCAUGCAUUUCAAAGCCCUGUUUGAGAUUAAAACACUACAGAUACAGACGUUUCAUCAUUGGCUUUAUAAUUUGCUGCAUGUCGGUCUUUGUGUGUAAUUUGAUUCCACAUUUCUGUGUGUUUGCAGAGGACUCUUCAUCACCAUCCAUGACCGUGGACACAUUGCCACCAUGCUUAACUCCUGGCCUGAGGAUGACAUCAAGGCCAUCGUGGUGACAGAUGGAGAGCGCAUCCUUGGACUGGGGGACCUGGGCAGCUAUGGGAUGGGAAUUCCGGUUGGGAAGUUGGCUCUCUACACGGCGUGCGGUGGCGUUCCUCCGCAGCAGUGUCUCCCUGUGCUGCUGGACGUUGGCACCGACAACCAGGCACUUCUAGAUGAUCCUCUCUACAUCGGCCUCAAGCACAAGAGAAUCCGAGGAAAGGAGUAUGACGAGCUCAUCGAGGAGUUCAUGCAGGCCGUGACAGACAAGUACGGGAUGAGCUGCCUGAUCCAGUUUGAGGACUUCGCCAACAGCAACGCUUUUCGUAUACUUAACAAAUACAGAAAUCGAUACUGUACUUUCAACGACGACAUCCAAGGCACAGCAUCUGUAGCUGUAGCGGGAAUCUUUGCUGCCCUGAGGAUCACCAAGGACAAGCUGCUAAACCACACCUUUGUUUUCCAGGGAGCAGGCGAGGCUGCUAUGGGUAUCGCCCACCUAUUGAUGAUGGCCAUGGCCAAAGAGGGAGUAUCUAGAGAAGAUGCAGCAAAAAGAAUUUGGAUGGUGGACUCUAAAGGUCUUAUUGUGAAGGGCAGAGGCAACCUAAACCAUGAGAAAGCCGAGUUUGCCCACGAUCAUCCGCAUCUGAAGACUCUGGAGGAGGUGGUAGAAACCAUUAAACCCACCGCCAUCAUUGGUGUUGCUGCAAUCGGAGGAGCAUUCACCGAGAAGAUCAUUAAAGACAUGGUGUCUUUUAACGAGAGGCCCAUCAUCUUUGCUCUGAGUAAUCCUACCAGCAAGGCUGAGUGCACAGCAGAGCAAUGCUACAAACUCACAGAGGGCAGAGGCAUCUUUGCCAGCGGGAGUCCGUUUGACAAAGUGACCCUGGCAGACGGACGCACCUUCUUCCCCGGUCAGGGAAACAACGCCUACGUGUUCCCAGGAGUUGCUUUGGGUGUUAUAUCCUGCGGAGUUCGUCACAUACCUGAAGAAAUCUUCCUCACUACUGCAGAGGCGAUAGCUGGCAUGGUAACUGAAGAGAACCUGGCUGAAGGAAGACUUUACCCACCUCUGAGCACUAUAAGAGAAGUGUCCUUUAAGAUAGCGGUGCAGGUUGUCAACUAUGCUUACAAACACAACAUAGCUUCAGUGUACCCCGAGCCCAAGGAUAAGGAGGCGUUUGUGCUGUCACAGAGCUACAGUCCUGACUACGACUCCUUCACUCUGGAUACAUACAGCUGGCCGCAGGAGGCCAUGAAAAUCCAGGAUGUCUAAACUGUGUGUACUGCUGAGCUGUCACCUUCAGUUUCACUCCUUUUCCAGUUUGUUGUUUGAUUUUAUUUUUACUUUUCAAUAAUUGGUAGACACCUACAGGCCAAAUGGUGAGUAUUGCACUGCCCAUAAUGUCUAAGGAUUGAUUUAUUUCUAUUUUGGUACUGUACAUUAUUUUUUUUUUUUGAUCUGUUUCCAAAAGGCUAAGGUUAUAUUCUAAAAGCAUAUCAAAUAUCACACCUUUUCUCUCGUUUCUUUCUGCUAAGAUGUUGAAGGAUUGGCAGUUUCUGUGAAGUGUUGCGUCACAGUAUCUUUCAGUCCUUUGCUCUAUUGAUAGAAAGAAACAGCUGAAUCAGGUCAGGAUCUGAUUCUGUGACCUCAGAAGGUUUCCGCUUCUGCAGCUGAAAACGUGUUGUAUAAGACGUCUGCUCAGACCCUUCUUCCUGUAUGAAACUUGUUUUUUGUACUGUCCUUCAUAUUUGGUUUUGAUCAGUUUGUUCUUUGUUUGGCUCUGCAUUGCUGUCAUUUAAUUUUAACGAAGGAAGUUUUAAUUGUUUUAAUGUUUUCAGCAAAAAUAAUGGUUUAAAAGUAAUUGAACACAUCGGGGUAUAUUUGUACAACUCUGCUGUUGGUUUUCAGUCUUGUUUAAUGGAAAAGCUUCAGCUCCUUAUGUUGUACACUAAAUAAAAAAUAUUGUGCAAGCUUUAGUUCUUAGAGAUAUGCUUGAAUUUUUGGGAGAAACUAACAAUUUUUUAAAUAAAAGCCU
Molecule: messenger RNA, 2767 nt
Organism: Cyprinodon variegatus (sheepshead minnow)
Lineage: Eukaryota; Metazoa; Chordata; Actinopteri; Cyprinodontiformes; Cyprinodontidae
Gene: me3
Product: NADP-dependent malic enzyme-like
Exons: 14
Biological process (GO): malate metabolic process; pyruvate metabolic process
Cellular component (GO): mitochondrion
Molecular function (GO): malate dehydrogenase (decarboxylating) (NADP+) activity; malate dehydrogenase (decarboxylating) (NAD+) activity; NAD binding
Source: RefSeq, a predicted model, not a curated record